Molecule: messenger RNA, 1425 nt
Organism: Cariama cristata (Red-legged seriema)
Lineage: Eukaryota; Metazoa; Chordata; Aves; Cariamiformes; Cariamidae
Gene: TBX18
Product: T-box 18
Exons: 6
Coding region: 2-1324 (440 amino acids)
Biological process (GO): cell fate specification; morphogenesis of embryonic epithelium; regulation of transcription by RNA polymerase II
Cellular component (GO): nucleus
Molecular function (GO): DNA-binding transcription factor activity, RNA polymerase II-specific; RNA polymerase II cis-regulatory region sequence-specific DNA binding
Source: RefSeq, a predicted model, not a curated record
GAUGUUUCCCGCAAUGAGAGUGAAGAUCUCAGGUUUAGACCCACAUCAGCAGUAUUAUAUUGCUAUGGAUAUUGUGCCAGUGGAUAACAAAAGAUACAGGUACGUUUAUCAUAGCUCCAAGUGGAUGGUGGCUGGUAAUGCUGACUCCCCGGUACCGCCUCGUGUUUAUAUUCACCCCGAUUCACCCGCCUCGGGGGAGACGUGGAUGAGACAAGUGAUCAGCUUCGACAAACUGAAGCUUACCAAUAAUGAGCUGGACGAUCAAGGCCAUAUUAUCCUUCACUCUAUGCAUAAGUAUCAGCCUCGUGUUCACGUCAUCCGAAAAGACUGUGGAGAUGAUCUGUCCCCUGUCAAGCCUAUCCCUUCAGGAGAAGGGGUGAAAGCCUUCUCCUUUCCAGAGACAGUGUUCACUACUGUCACAGCGUACCAAAAUCAACAGAUAACUCGUCUGAAGAUUGAUAGGAAUCCAUUCGCCAAAGGGUUUAGAGAUUCGGGACGUAACCGAAUGGGACUGGAAGCUCUCGUAGAGUCUUACGCCUUCUGGAGACCUUCACUGAGGACACUUACUUUUGAAGAUAUACCUGGGAUACCCAAACAAGGAAAUGCAAGUUCCUCUACUUUACUCCAGGGAUCUGGCAGUGGAGUGCCAUCUACCCACCCUCACCUGUUGCCGGGUUCCCCUUGCUCCUCUCCAGCCUUCCAUCUCAGUCCCAACACUAGCCAGCUCUGUAGCCUUGCUCCAGCUGACUACACAGCUUGUGCCCGCUCAGGCCUGACCCUGAACAGAUACAGCACUUCUUUGGCUGAAACCUACAACAGGCUCACAAACCAAACCGGUGAGACGUUUGCACCCCCGAGGACUCCCUCCUAUGUUGGUGUGUCGAGUAGCACAACUGUGAAUAUGUCUAUGAGCGGCAAUGAUGGGGAUGCAUUCAGCUGCCCGCAGACUGGUUUAUCAAUGCAGAUUUCAGGGAUGUCUCCGCAGCUCCAGUACAUCAUGCCAUCCCCAUCCAGCAAUGCCUUUACCACUAACCAAACCCACCAAGGCUCCUACAACACAUUUAGGCUGCACAGUCCCUGUGCACUCUAUGGAUAUAACUUCUCCACAUCCCCUAAACUGGCUGCCAGUCCUGAGAAAAUCGUUUCUUCCCAAGGAAGUUUCUUGGGGUCCUCGCCAAGUGGAACCAUGACGGAUCGGCAGAUGUUGCCCCCCGUGGAAGGAGUGCACUUACUUAGCAGUGGGGGGCAGCAGAAUUUCUUUGACUCUAGGACCCUAGGAAGCUUAACACUCUCAUCUUCUCAAGUGUCUGCACAUAUGGUUUGAUGAAGCCUUUAAGUAAAAGUACGGUAUGUUUGGUGUCUACAGUGUAUUUCUUUUGGAAUAUGAAAGGACACUUGAUGUAGCUUGUAAAGUGUGUGUGUAUA